UGAAAAAAAUUGCUUUGGGUGGCAAGUGGCAGUGGCGAGUGUCGUAGCCGCAAGCAGAGGUUGCAAAGUGCAAAACCCUUACUUACUAGAGAAGCAGACGAAGAUGGUGAGUCAGAGGCAGCGACUUGCACGGAAGCGCUUCAAAGAGGAGCACCCUGAGCUUUUUCCCAAGCCCGAGCCCACGCCUCCCAAGGACCCUGACAAAAAGAAGAAGAAGAAGAAGAAGAGCAACACAUUUAAGAGCAGCUCCAUAAAACGUAGAAGCGAUGGCUCCGAAGAACUCGGCGUCUCUAAGAAGCCUUUCAAGAGCAAUUACCGAAAGCACCCUCUCAGAGUCCCCGGCAUGAAGCCCGGUGACACCUGCUUCAUCUGCAAGGCCGCCGACCAUAUUGCCAAGUCUUGUCCUCAAAAAGCUGAAUGGGAGAAGAAUAAGAUAUGCUUGCGGUGUCGACGGCGUGGUCACCGAGCUAAGAAUUGCCCUGAAGUUCAAGUUGGUGCCAAUUAUGACAAGUAUUGUUACAAUUGUGGAGAAACUGGUCAUUCACUUGCAAAUUGUCCCCACCCUGUUCAAGAAGGAGGGACAAAGUUUGCAGAGUGCUUUGUCUGUAAACAGCAAGGACACUUGAGUAAAAACUGCCCUCAAAAUGCUCAUGGCAUCUAUCCUAAGGGUGGUUGUUGUAAAAUAUGUGGUGGCGUGACACAUUUGGCAAGGGAUUGUCCCGACAAAGGGAAGAAAGCUCCUUUUGCUGCUAAUGGGCCUGCUGAUGGAUCAAUGAGACUGAGAAAUGAACAGAGGCCUUGUGGAACGGUAACCAAAUUUGCGAGUGGGGAUGACAUUGAGGAUGACUUCAUGACAGAUGACAUAAAUAACAGAGACAAGGACAAGUCCUCUAAGUCCAAAGACGGUCAAGCAAAACCAAAGAAGGGUCCUAAAGUUGUGAACUUCAGCUAAUGACCGUUAUGGUUAUGCUUUCAUUUGAUAUUUGGAUAUGGGCUGUCUCCAUUAUACCAGUUUUUCUUAUUCUAUGGCUAACCGCCAGAUACAAGGCCCCUCCUACUACUAUUCGUUGCAGUCUGCAGACUCACUUCCAGGAUGAGCAUUAAAAGCUUCUGCAAGUUUGAAGUUGCCUAAAAGUUUGGAGAAGAAGUUACAACAUAACUGAAGUACCAUUUCAUAUUUUUGAUCGUUAAUCUUAGCAGAGUUAUGAAAAGGGAAACAAAAUGUAACCAUAGUUGUUCUUUUUUUGCUACAAUCACUAGAUUACUGUCGUUAUUUGUAUUUUGUUUAUUUUUUUAAGGGUUGAAAUUUGUUGCAUCA
Molecule: messenger RNA, 1318 nt
Organism: Arachis duranensis
Lineage: Eukaryota; Viridiplantae; Streptophyta; Magnoliopsida; Fabales; Fabaceae
Exons: 5
Coding region: 104-952 (282 amino acids)
Molecular function (GO): nucleic acid binding; zinc ion binding
Source: RefSeq, a predicted model, not a curated record